AUGGCGCCCUACACGCUGUUCGAUAACCCCCUGGCUUAUUUUCCUGGCAGGGCGCGCUUGGCGCUUGUUGAGAAGAAGGUGCCGUUUACUAGUAAGGUCGUCAACCUCUUCAAUGGGGACAGCCUCAAGCCAGAGUAUUUGAGGAUCAACCCCGCAGGCACCGUGCCCUCGCUCGCCGAUGCAGACAGCAAGGUGCUGUUCACCCAGAGCAGAGAGAUACUGGAAUUUGCAGACAAGUACGGCGACAACCCCCUGGGAGCCCCUGGCGCCGACCCAGCUCUUGUGAAGUCCUGGGUCGACAAGGUCGCAGACUGGGACGGCAACCUGUACGUUGCCGGCAACGCGCCUUCGGCUGCGAAGCUGCUCGGCAGUCUCACGGAGUUCAAGAUCAAGUUUGCUCAGGCACGUGCAAAGGAUGCCCCCGACCUUGGGGACAUCUAUGCGAAGAAGAUCGCCGCCAUGAAGGCUGCCGGGGAGGAGGGCAAGAACCCCCAGGCUGUUGAGGCCAACCGCAAGCAGCUGGUGGCGAUCCUGGACGACGCCGAGGCGCAGCUGGCCAAGACGCCCUACCUGGCGGGCACAGAGUACUCCAUGGCUGAUGUCAUUGUGACGCCAGUGAUAUUCCGCACAGGACUCACGGGGCAGACCAAGGAGCUGCUGUCGCCGCGGCCCAAGGUGUCAGAGUACUACAACCGCAUGAAGGCGCGCCCCUCCUUCCAGCAGGUGUUUGGUCCAGCGCUCAGCGGCAGCACGGCAGCCACUGCGAUCCUGCCGGCGCUCUUCAAGGCCUGGCUGGCUGGCGUGACUGGCCGGUACUGA
This is a messenger RNA of Monoraphidium neglectum, 819 nucleotides long. RefSeq lists its product as hypothetical. Gene Ontology annotation, molecular function: glutathione transferase activity. The coding region runs from base 1 to 819 and encodes 272 amino acids. NCBI's taxonomy places the organism in Eukaryota, Viridiplantae, Chlorophyta, Chlorophyceae, Sphaeropleales, Selenastraceae. The record is from RefSeq and is a predicted model, not a curated record. The transcript has 7 exons.